Messenger RNA from Cantharellus anzutake, 546 nucleotides. RefSeq lists its product as uncharacterized. Bases 1 to 546 code for a protein of 181 amino acids. NCBI's taxonomy places the organism in Eukaryota, Fungi, Basidiomycota, Agaricomycetes, Cantharellales, Hydnaceae. The record is from RefSeq and is a predicted model, not a curated record. The transcript is spliced from 4 exons.
AUGUUUCUCAAGCCGAAAAUGAGGGCCAGCUUAGGUUGGACAAUAAGACAUUCCGAAGGAGUCGGAGGGCAGGCAUCCGGUGGUGUCCUUAUAAUCUCGAUCUCUCACGAUCUGAGUACCCGCUCCAUCUCGAAAAUGCCAGCAGAACCAGGAUCUUCGCAACAGGUUGAGAGUCUCAUGGAACUCGACUCCGUCCAGAAUAUCAAGGGUCUCCAAUUCAACCUGAUGCUGCCCAAAAAGUGGAUUCAGAUGAGUCCUGAUGAGAAGAUGGUGCAGUGCUCUCAGAUCCGCAAGCAAGCGCUGAUCGGAGUGGGAGAACUCCAGGUUUACGAUGGUGAUGGAUUGAGACUUCAACUUGGGGGCCGAAAUGCCAGGCCGAUCCAGGACACCCCAGCCAAGCAGAUCACUGAGGAUGUUUACCGCUACUCAGGCCCUCGGCGCCUGACUACAGACAUGGCACUGAAUCUGGUUGUUAGGACUUCUUGGAUUGAUAAGGGAGAAUGGCCACUAGGGAUGACACUAGCAACUACAAAUCCCUUCCCCUAA